ACAUUCACCACUACAGAUACAUUAUCGCAAAUUGUAUUUUAUUUAUUAUUUGAAUAUUAGCCAACUUCCCUCCCAUUUAAUAAUAAAUCUAUUUCUUAUACUUUUACUUCUAAUCGCACACAUACAUACGUACAAAUAUAUCAAACAUUUUGUUUUUUAUCUACUUUGAUGUGCGCUGAAUAUAUCUGACCUAUUAUCCAUUACAUACACAUUGCCAUCUCUUUCUCCCGCGUAAAUGUAUAUGUGUUCUGUUAUUUAUCCUUGUCUUGAUCAUUUUCUACCAAUAGAUUAUUUAAUUCUCUCUUUCUUUUUGCUUUCUCUCUCUUUUUAUCACGCUCUCUUGGCUCAAUAUACUUUUCUUCCAUUCCCCUUUGUAUUGGUACUUAUAUAUAAAUAUAUGUCUACAUAUAUAUGUAUAUGUGAAUGGGUGAAUGCACGCGCUCCGAAAAGGCCCCAUAGUUAAAGUCUCUCAUUCUCGUUCUUUAGUAUCGCGCCGACUUGUUUCGUAUUAAUACUUAAUAUUUUCACCAUGGUAAAAUUCACCAUAAAAUGUGUACACUAUACUUUUUAAAAUAAUAAUAAACAAUACAAUAAUAAUAAUAAGUAUUAAAAAAUUUAUAGAAAAUUCAUUUCUUGCCAUUAUUUGAAUUUUUAAAAAUCCAUAAAGUUAUUCAAAUAAAUUUUUAGUUCAAUUUUUAUUUAAACAGCAAAAGUAUAUGUAUAUAGUCAAUUUUUUAAAUAUAAAAUAUUGCUCGUGUAUAUAGUGUACAUAUAUUUUCUAUUUCUUCUUUUAAACGACCUGUUUUGUACGUGUGGUAUAUAGUUUUCAUGAUUAUUAUAAAGGAUUUGAAUUCGUGCCACUUAUUAUGCACAAAGAAAUGAUAAAAAAAAUAUUAUUUACCGUUUAUUUUAUUUUUAUUGCUGUGAAAUAAUUUUUUUUUCGAUUGAAAACAAAAUAUAUUUUAUUAUAAAGUAUAUUUUGUUGAUUUUUUUUAAAUUUCAAUGGAUUACCAAUUUUGUUGAAUUAGUUGAAGACUAAUUAAAGCAAUAGAAUGGCGACGGCGUUGACGACGAGCGAUCACAAAGAGGAAGAAGAUUUAAUUGAUUUAGAUGGCCGUGCUUGUGUAUCAAUUGUUCGUGUACCAGAGACAGUUAAUUCUGAAGAACAUCUUCUGGAUGUCUGCCCACCGCGGCUUGAGCAAAAAUUAUCGUUGACGAAAGAACACAAAUUGAUACGCCAACACUGUGACAAUGGUGAUGUUUUAGUAACUCUUGGGCACGAUCAGGUUGUUCCAGUACGUAAAAGAAUAGACGUGGUGUCUUCAGAAACGAUAAAAAGAAUUCGUGUUAUAACGAAAAAUCUGGAACCUGUUAUAAAGGCAACUCAGGAGCAGAAUGCCGAGCUGAGUGAAAAUAAUAAUGAGUUUAAUGGCUCAAGGACUCUUGGAGAUGACGAAUCAUCAUCUUCAACAUCUUUAGAGGUGGAUGUUAAAUCUACAGCGGCUGAUGAAAAUGAAUUAUCAGCAGGAAAUGAAGAAAAAAAAUUGUGGAUUAAAAAUUCUGAUGGAUUACUUGAUGAAUUUAAUUGUAAACCUUCAACGUCUAAUAAGGAAAUUGUACCGACUCAUUCAAAGUCAUCAUCUUUAGGGCAAUCAUCAGAGGUAUUGGCAUCAACAUCAUCUUCAGAAUGUUCCGAAGUUGAUUGGUCGUGGGUUGAAGAACUAGAGCGUCAACGUUCGCUAUCAAUUCAAUCUCGUCGUCCAAAGUCGUUAAUCUCAGUGUAUACUCCCACUACUGCAAGUUGUACCCCCAUCAACUCUACCACCAUUGCGAGCAUCACCACUACCAGCACACCGACAAAAACAACAUUAGAGAGUACAUCGUCAUCACCAGGUGCUCGUAAUAACGAAUACACACUAGAGAAAAUCCAGAAACGCAUGCGUUCAUCAGCAGGGCCAGUUGCCGGUAGCGGUGGACAUUCAAAUGCCAGUAUCACCAUGCCCGUCGACACGACGACGGUAAAAUCAAUAGCGUCCACGUUGUCAAGCCAAGAUAAUAAUCAUUAUAGUAAUAAUAAUUACACUGAUAAUGUAUCAGCAACAACAACAUCAACAGCAGGAACAUCAACUUCCAAUUCAACUUCCACUUCCUCUACUUCAAACUCAACACCGCUGUCAUUUGAGGUCGAUCAUAAUGAUAACGAAGACACGACUAUUGUUUUUAAUAGUGUUGGAAAUUCUCCCGCCAGUAGUUCGUCGUGGAUGCGUGCGUCGAUGCGCAGGCUUCGACAUCUCCGUCUUCCUCAGGGAUCAACAAGACAAAGGACAUCUCACAGACCAUUGACUGUUGAUAAUAUUGAGUCAUCUUCAUUCACAACAACCUCAACAUCGUCAUCAGCAUCCUCAUCUUCAGCCUCAUCAUCUCGGCCCAUUUCUGCCCCAAACUCAUUACCAGACAUCGCGUUAAUUGCUCCGGAAAUAUUGGCCGCUCACACUAAUUCUAACCCGUCAAAUUUGAGGCCAUCGAGUGCACCGGUUAUUGUUGCGAGAACUAAUGCCGGUGAUAAUUUGUUGACACCGCGUAGUAGAGGUAGAAGAGGAAAUAUUAAUCGUUCAAGAGGAAAUAAUAGUGUUACUGAAAGAUCAUGUCGGCGUAAUAGCAAUAGAUCGUCAUCAAUAAAUAAUAACACUAAUAAUAAUUGUGCUAAUGGUGAUAAUAGUGAUAAUGUUAAUAAUAUUACAAGAAUAAAUUCUCCUCAACAUUUAAAUUCAACUCCAACAACCAGACGAUGUGAAAGACAGAGAGAUGGAUCCCGAAGAGCCGCAGGAAGCGCGGGAGGAAAUGAAGAUGAAGAAAGUGAGGAAAAUCCAUUGGGGAAAUGGCCACAUGCGCUUAGUCCAGCAUUGGCUUGUCUUGGUUGUACACUUGGUUUAUUUAAUAUAAGCCGAUUUUCAAUACUCAGUGUUCAAUUCGGAGCAAAUUUUAUCGUACAAUUCUUAGUAUUGUCAUUGGUACUCGGUAUACCAAUGCUAACAUUACAAGUGUGUCUUGGUCAACGCCUUGCAGCCGGUGCCGUUGACAUGUGGAAAAUAUCACCAGUUUUUCAUGGUGUUGGUAUCGCUUUAUUAGUAGCACAUGCCCUUAUUGGUAUUUACAGUAUUAUUGGAGUUUCUUGGAUGUUCGUUUACUUCAGAGAUUCAUUUAUAACAAAACAAGACAGAUAUCGUUGGGCAGAACCAUUUUUUUUGUAUCGUGAAGAUACCAAGCCAAUGAACUUAUCAGUAUCUUACAAAUUACACGAAACAGUGCCUGAUUAUUUUAGUGGAGUCGUUUUACAGAGACAUCAUUUAAAUGAACCGAGUCCUGGUGUCGUGACUCUUAAAUUUCAAGUAGCAUUUAAUCUCGCCGUUGUUUGGAUGAUUGUAUUUGUUUCUCUUAGCAAAGGGUUAAGAUCAUAUGGAAAAGUUGUAUAUGUAUUUACAUUAGUGCCAGUAUUCGGUACAUUAAUAUUAUGUACAAAACUAUUGGGUUUAACGCCACCCGGUACGAUAAAUCAAUUAUUUCCGGCAACUGUUUGGAGUGAAUUUUUUAUAAACAGUAAAUCAUGGGUCGCUGCUUCAUCUGAAGUAUUUCUUACAUGGGGGGUUUUAGGUGCUGCUGCAAUGCAGAUUGCCGCACACAAUAAAUAUAAGAAUCUUCUUCAACGAGACACCAGCCUGGUAAUUGUUUUGACAAUUGUUGUACUACUGUUAGCAGCAUUUUUAGCUAAUACGUGUGUGCAAAUUUUACGAUACCAUGGGUACACAUAUACGACUAGUUCUUUUGAAAAAAUAUCUAGUUAUGUUUUUAUGAGGCCAAUCAAUCAAGCGCCGCCUCCAGGUUACGGCAACACGCCCGAAAGAUUCAUGUCCCACGCGUCAUUUCUUCUAGGACAGCGUACAAUAAAACCAGGUGCGGAUCUGACUGCUGAGUCUGGCUAUCAGAGUCUCAGACUAUCAACGGAACUAGUGCCAGCAACUCUUGCUCUACUGGGUGCUGAACAAGUUUCGCCUUUUUGGGCCGUAUUAUUUUAUUUUAUACUCAUUCUUUUUGGUAUCGCGCAACAGUUAGCAAUAUGGCAUUGUGUGAUAACUGGGAUAAUGGCAAUAAACGCUAAAAUGAUGAAGCUUUGGGAAACAACAAUAACAUUUUUUAGUUGUGCCUGCGCUUAUAUCCUUGGAUUACCAAUGGCAACUGAGUGGGGUAUUUAUAUCGUUUAUUUUUUGGACUACACAAUUGGCGGUGCAUGGUGGAUUAUUAUUUUAUAUCUCGUACAAGUCGGCGCGGUAUUUGCAGUUAGAGGUAGACCUCAUACUGGGGAAGCUGUUGUUGCUGAAUUAUUUUCACCAACUGGUAGAUGUCUUAAGCAUUGGGCUGGUCCUUUAUUGUCAUUCACAUGGAAUGUUAUAUUACCGAUUAUGUUAAUGGUUUUGAGCAUAACUUUGUUCCGCAGCAGUAAUUUCCGUGAACUAUAUUCUUAUAGACGAAAUGGUAAAGAUUACUGGGCAGUAUGGUCACGACAAUUGGGUGCAUCGAUGCAAUUAAUACCGAUAUUAAUUAUUCCGGCAGUUGCUAUAAUCCAAACUUUUCGGUAUCUAAAUAAUGGACCACCGGAUAUAUUUGAUAGAAUCCAGUUGCUAUAUCGGCCAUCACUGGAGCCCGAAAGUGCCCGACGACGUAUCACCCAGUUACGAAAUAGCGGCGCGACAAAUAUAAAUCACGAUAACACAGGAAUACUACCCACGACAUCGGACGUACCCUUUGAAGACCCACCACCAAAGUAUACACCACCUCCCAGUUAUACGACGGCGACGGGUGCACGAAUUGCUAAAAUGUUGCGUCAAAGUUUUCGUCAAAGUGUACGGAGAAUAGCAUCAGUCUUAGGAGAAAGUAGCGUAGCACGUGCAAGACCAGCUUUGCAACCACCGCCACCAGACUACGCAACUGUUUUAGUUGAAAUGAAUCAUACGAUUGUUUCAAGAGACAUACCAACUAUUCAUACCAUUGAAUCGCGACCGGAUGUAACAGAUGUUGGUGUUGCUAUGAAUAAUCACCAUAAUCAUCAUCACCAUCAUCUUCAUCGGAAUAGUCAUAGCGGAGUUCCAAUUAUGGAUCUAAGAGUUGGAUCACAAACUCUCGACAGAGUAUCACGAAACACUUUGGACAGAUGUCCUGUUGAAAGAACUCACUCUACAAUCGAUCGUAAUCGCCGGCGUUUACACAAUACCGGAUCAUCUAAUUUGACAGCUGCUGAUGUCGCUAAUUUAUUACGGAGUAGUAUCAGAAGGGGUACUACGAAAACCCACCAGACAUUGCAGACAAAUUCGCUGCUCAAUCAUCAAUCAGCUCCACCAAUCAAUGCCACGUCUAUUGAAAAUCUCGUCACUGCUGCUGCGCCUAUUGGUGAGGAUUCGUUAGUUUUUAAUAAGCAGGACAUACCUCUAGUCUCUGAACAAAAUGUUGAUAACAAUGACAUUGAUAUUGAUAAUAAUGAUGAUAAUGACAAUGAAGACGACAAUGAUAUUGGCAAUAAUGAUCCUGACUCUCAUCCUGAUGAGGUUGAUGUUGAUGUUAAUAUUGACGUGGGCGAUGAUGAAAAAGAUAAGACUGGUCAAAUGGAAUAAACUCCAUUUUUUUGUUUAUAUGUGUGAUAUAACUCGCAACAAUUGUAUAAACGAUGUAAUAUUUGUUUAUUUUUUAAUUGGUUAUUUAUCUAGUUUAUUGUAACUGUAUAAUUUUUUAUUAUUAUUGAAAAUAUUGAUUGUUAUUUUUAAAUAGAAUAAUCUGAAUGUAUUGUUUGAACCGAAUAUCGAGUAACAUUUAUCGAUAUAUAUUAAUGCAUUACUUACAAUAAUGUUGAUGUGUUCAGAAGCAUUUUAUCUUAUUUAUCUGAUGUAUGAUAAACACCGCGAUGCCUUACUGUCAACGAAAGACUUGUAAAUGUUUAUAAGAAACAUUAUUAUUAUUUUUUACUGUUUAAAUUUGUACUAGAAAUUUAAGACCGAUAUAGAUGAAUUUAUUAUAUAGAAUAUAUGUCGUUUGGAAGUAUAUUAUUAAAUUGUAAAAUGUAUGAAUAUGAAACAAUCAUAAUCCGUCCGAUCAAUUGUGUAAUUAAAAUAAAAAAUAAAUAUUAAGAUAAUUUGAGUUUUUUUUUAAUUGAUGUAAAUUUUCAUCGAAGUUAUUUUUUUUAUUAGAGCGGAUAAUGACUUAGAUAGUUGGAUAAAU
This is a messenger RNA of Microplitis demolitor, 6264 nucleotides long. RefSeq lists its product as uncharacterized. Gene Ontology annotation, cellular component: membrane. The record is from RefSeq and is a predicted model, not a curated record. Gene Ontology annotation, biological process: sodium ion transmembrane transport. Bases 1053 to 5663 code for a protein of 1536 amino acids. The transcript is spliced from 13 exons. NCBI's taxonomy places the organism in Eukaryota, Metazoa, Arthropoda, Insecta, Hymenoptera, Braconidae.